Messenger RNA from Colletotrichum phormii, 3432 nucleotides. RefSeq lists its product as uncharacterized. The transcript is spliced from 3 exons. Gene Ontology annotation, biological process: regulation of transcription by RNA polymerase II. Gene Ontology annotation, molecular function: structural molecule activity; protein heterodimerization activity. Gene Ontology annotation, cellular component: SAGA complex; SLIK (SAGA-like) complex. The record is from RefSeq and is a predicted model, not a curated record. Bases 1 to 3432 code for a protein of 1143 amino acids. Lineage: Eukaryota; Fungi; Ascomycota; Sordariomycetes; Glomerellales; Glomerellaceae.
AUGUCCCUCCCCAAUGGCCACCACGCAUGGCAGCCGCCGUCCCUUCAUCACCAACCGUCUAGUCGCCUGUUCCAUCAACUUGAUGAUGGUCCUGCGCGAAACGGAACCCCCGUCGACCAUUCAAUGUCCUUGAUGCCUGAGGCACAACCUGAUAUUGAAGAGGAACGACGACGCGCCUUGUUCAAAGAUCUCUAUCACAAGAGCGAGGCAAAGAUCUCGCUGCUGUUCGCUGACGACGGAUCAUACAACUAUCCCGCCAUCGAUGCGCUGCGCCGCCUCUCCGCCCCCUCCCCCUCCAUCUUACCCCCUACCACCGACCAUGCGCCGAUCCAAGAGCCUCCAUUAAAGAAGGCCAAGCGGGUUAUCGACGAAGACGAUUACGGCGAUGACGAUGACGAGGAUGAAGAAGACGCGACCGCCGCCGAUUCGAGUAAACCCGCGAACGGCAUUGCGGCCGCGGGCGCCGGCUCGCUGCUCUCCCCCUCAAAGUCCGGAAGUUCGCCCGUGCACUCCGUCAGCUCCCCCGGCAAGCUCCUCGAGAAACUCAAACAGGCCGACAGAUCCGGAGACAGCGCCAAAACGAGCGAAGAUGCGCGCAAGCAGCUGGAAGAGGCGCGUAACGCGACCGAAGAAGCGGCGAGACGGAGCUUCCAUACUAUAUUCUAUACCCUGGAAAACGACCGGACUGCUAUGCUGGAGCAGCAGCAGCUGGAGGAAUCCGAAAAACAAUUGCAGGCCGAGAUGGAAAAUAACAACAACCAUAGCCAGACAAAUGGCGCCCAGGCCGAAAACCAUGGGUCGCUCAGCAGCGCCAACCUGGGCGCGUCGAGUUUGACCCUCAAGCACUUGAUUGCGAGGAUAGACAUGAAACGCGACCAGGUUCGCGCCUCUGACGCCGAAUUGCGAUCGCUCAUGAACGAAGUACGGAAAAACCGAAGUAAAUGGGCCAGUGAGGAAAACGUCAACCAAGAAGAGUUGUACGAGGCCCUUGAGAAGGUCUUGACGGAGCUGAAGGCACAUACGGAAUACUCAACGCCCUUUCUGCAGAGGGUGAACAAGAGGGAUGCGCCGGAUUACUAUAACCUCAUCAAGCAGCCAAUGGACAUGGGAUCUAUGACCAAGAAGAUCAAGUCCCUCACCUACAAAUCGAAGGCGGAUUUCGUCACCGACCUUAACCUGAUAUGGGACAACUGCCUGCGAUACAACCAAGAUAUGGGACACCCUCUCCGACGGAUGGCCAAUGGCAUGAGGAAAGAGGCCGAGAAGCUGAUUCCUCUCAUUCCGGACCUCGUCAUCCGUCCGCGAGCCGAGGUCGAGGCAGAAGAGCGCCGUAAACAGAAUGGCGGCGAGGAAGAUGGUGGUGACGACUCGGACGAUGAGCCGAUAAUGUCAUCUCGCGGUCGUACUGCCGGAACCAAGGGCGCCAAGUCUCGGAAACAACCUACCGAUCAGAAGGAGGGUACUCCCAGCGUUGACCAGAAGCCGGUGCUGCAGCUUAAUGGCCUGCUUGCUAAGGGCAGAGAAGGCUCUGAGGCAGUCGACGGUAGUGGAUUCGGCACACCCAUCGCUGGUUCCGCAACUCCUGGCGGCGUCAAUGGGCACUCAGGCAUUGGAAGCAACGCCGAUGCCAUGGAUAUCGACGGGCCCACGUUGAACGGCAUGGCCUUGGGACAGGCUCUCAACGAGGCUGCAGAACAGGCCUACGAGGACGACGAGUACAAGAUCUGGAAGCAAGUUACGAAGAAAGACCGCGCACUCAUCGCCAAGGAAAGGUAUCAGCUUUUCAAGGACAACAAGCUCAACACCGACGCUCCUGCUCUGCUACGAAACAAGGCCGGUAUUCGGUGGUAUUUGAGAGGGCAAAAAGAAGCCGAGACACUAGGUGUCAUUGGCCAAGCUCAGGCCGACUCAUCUGCUAUCGCUGCUAAAGAAGCUGCGAAGCCUGCCGAAACUCUUGCAGAGGGCAUGGAAGGAGAAGAGGAGAAGAUUGUACCCGCGUACUACGAACCUCUGACGGUCCUCCCAGACAUCCAACCGAAGCUGCAGUGGAUCGAGGAUGGUGAGGGCCACGUCAUCAAUCAGCAUGAGGAAUAUCUCCGUAUGAUUCCCGAAGGUCACUUCAAGGCACCCAAGAGCAAAUUUGCCAGCAAGAUCGACAGCAACAUUCAUCAGAUCCAGGAGACGAGGAAACUGUCGAGCAAGAUCGGCGUGAUUAAGCAGAUGCAGAUCCAGACUCAGGUUUACAACAACCAAUUUCCCAAGUCCAACUACGAAUCUUUUAUAGAGCAGGAUGCCGAGCCAUCUUUCAUCGCAGAUGAUGGUCCCGUCAUUGCACCAGAGACUUGCCGUAGUGCAUUGCAGCGCUCUGUAGCCAAGAUCCUCUACCACACCGGUUUCGAAGAGCUUCAGCCCUCAGCCAUCGACACCAUGACCAGCUUAGCAUCCGACUACUUUGAGAAGAUCAUCAAAACCUUCAACGUGUAUCGCGAGGCGGAGAAGAUCGAGGCACCUGCAAUCCGUGCCGAGGGAAGCUCUCGAUUCCAGUCACGCUUCACUCCCGAGGAAAUUAUCUUGCACACGCUCGACGAGAAUGGAUGCGACCUGUUCAGUCUGGAGUCUUACGCUAAGGACGAAGUCGACCGACUCAGCUCGAAGCUUGGCGGUAUCCACGAACGUAUGAAGUUCCAUCUUACCGAGCUUUUGCGGCCCGCCCUCACCCAGGAGGCCGGACAAGAUGGUGUUGGUGCCUUCAAAGAUGGUAGCGAGCAGUUCGUUAGUGGUGACUUCGCUGAGGACCUCGGCGAAGACUUCUUUGGUUUCAAGGCCCUGGGUCUGGACAAGGAGAUGGGUCUUGAUAUGCUCUCGGUUCCUCUCCACUUGCUCCAGUCUCGUGUUCGCAACCAAUUCCAGAUGCAGACCCAGACGGUUGGCACGGAGGUCACUGACCUCUUCGACUCCUUGCCGCCUGUUGAGCCCAUCACGACGGAGAACAUCCACGGCCAGAUUGGUCUCGUCAAGAACUUCUUCCUGGCCAAGCUGCACGCUAAUGGCGAUACGCCCCUGGUCGAAGACGAAGAGCUGCCUGUUAAGCAGAGGCGGCCCAGACCCCGUCUUGGUGCAUCUGGAAAGAUCGUCUCGCCGCAGAAGCGGCCGCCCAAGGAGCAAAUUGCCCUUGCCAAGAAGAAGAAGAAGAUGGAAUUGGCGGCGCAAGCCAACAAGGACGUCAAUGCUUCACCGGAGAAGAAGGGCGAGACUACGCCGGCGAAGAAGGUCAAGCACGCCAACAUCAACGGCUCCGGGCCCAACCCAGCGGCGAUCGCGCUGCCUUCAAGCAUGGAGCGGAACGAGAGCAUGCAAAGCCAGGGCAACACCAGUCAGACCGACAAGGACGAGCCCAUGGGUAUGAUGAGUCCCGAGAGCAUUGAGAGAUGA